Calliphora vicina (urban bluebottle blowfly) is the source of this 635-nucleotide messenger RNA. RefSeq lists its product as uncharacterized. The coding region runs from base 31 to 552 and encodes 173 amino acids. The record is from RefSeq and is a predicted model, not a curated record. NCBI's taxonomy places the organism in Eukaryota, Metazoa, Arthropoda, Insecta, Diptera, Calliphoridae. The transcript has 3 exons.
AUUAAAAUAUUCAUUUAUCAAACAGCCAUCAUGAAAGUAAUGUGGAUAAUUGUAAUUGUGGCCAUAGCUGGUCUCGAAUAUAGUACAAUAUUGGGAGCACCGCUAACAAAAUGGUUUAAAACCGACAAUAAUACCUACUACAUUGAAGAAGACAAAAAGUUCACCUUCCAGCAGUCCUAUGAGCAAUGUUUAAGCAAAAAUAUGGGUUUAAUAACUCUCAAAACUUAUAGAGAGGAUGCAUUGUUGCUUAAGUAUAUUAGCCAGAGCUUUGAUCCUCAGCCAGAAUUUUGGCUUAAUGCUGUUGAAAAAGUUGAUAUGCAAGAUAUCAAUAAAUUAUUGGGCUCUAUGUUGGCGGCCAACUUUUUGAAUAUAAAAUUAGAUGGUGUUAAUGAUCCUCAAAUUAUUCAAACUAAUAAUUCAGAUAACUGUGCUGUGACUGUGGAAGGUGCCGUUAAAGAUUGUGACACUUUGCGUGGUUUCAUAUGCUACCAAAAUCAAUCCCAAACUAAUGGUGGCCAGAAUGUGCAAAAUAUUGUAUUGAAAUUUAAUUGAAAUACUUGAAUGUGUAAUUGAGUUUUAGUAUGUGGAAUAUUUAAAAUUUAUUGAAUAUAAUAAAAGUAAAGAUAUGCAGGGAA